Messenger RNA from Corticium candelabrum, 812 nucleotides. RefSeq names its product dr1-associated corepressor-like. The record is from RefSeq and is a predicted model, not a curated record. Gene Ontology annotation, cellular component: negative cofactor 2 complex; nucleus. Gene Ontology annotation, molecular function: protein heterodimerization activity; core promoter sequence-specific DNA binding; RNA polymerase II general transcription initiation factor activity. The transcript is spliced from 7 exons. NCBI's taxonomy places the organism in Eukaryota, Metazoa, Porifera, Homoscleromorpha, Homosclerophorida, Plakinidae. Gene Ontology annotation, biological process: transcription by RNA polymerase II. Bases 18 to 677 code for a protein of 219 amino acids.
CACAAGUGUCAGCGAGGAUGCCACCAAAAAAGAAGAAAUAUAAAGCGAGAUUUCCGCCCGCUCGAAUCAAGAAGAUAAUGCAAACGGACGAGGAAGUUGGGAAAGUAGCUGCUGCAGUUCCGGUUAUCAUCUCUCGUUCUCUUGAGAUAUUUCUCAAUGCUUUACUGACAAAGGGCAGUGAAAUUGCAGAGCAACGGAAAGCGAAGACGUUGACACCUCAGCAUCUAAAGUGGUGCAUUGAGAAGGAGAAGCAGUUUGACUUUCUUCGUGAUCUUGUCAGCUCCGUGCCUGAUGUGAGAAAACAGGCAGACUCUGAGGCAGGAGAUGGAGAACAACAUGAGAAAAGAAAAAGACAACGAAGAAAAAAUGAUGACGACAGUGGACUUGCAGCUAAUGGCAAGAAAAGAAAAAAGCAACCAGAAUCUCACAACGACGAGGCAAGCAGCGAAGAUGCGAGCAACAACAGCCACGACGAAGACAACGCACACACAACAGGAACGAGCAAGCCACCGCUGCUUGUACACACACAAUCUGGUCUAUCACUUCCUCCACCUUUGUCAUCACUCUCACAGCCGCUUCCAUCCAGCAAUAGCAACGACAAACUAUUGGCAGUCAAUUACUCACUGAAUUUGCCUGGUAUGUCGACGGUUGACGAGGAUGAUGACUAUGAUGCAUAGUGAGGACGUUUGCUUUGUUUUUAGUAGAUUGUAGUGGAGAUUGUGGUCAUCGCGUUGACAAGCAUUUGUUUAUAAUGUGCAGUUGGAUUUUUGAAUCGUUAGAGGAGAUAGGCAACAUAUGAGAUAUGACUUGGA